Molecule: messenger RNA, 364 nt
Organism: Porites lobata
Lineage: Eukaryota; Metazoa; Cnidaria; Anthozoa; Scleractinia; Poritidae
Source: the annotation of a GenBank genome assembly
AUGGUUGAGAGGAGAGGUGUCAAUCGAGGUAGUUUUAUAGCAGGACGUAGUGUCCACAAUGUCAGAAUUGAGAGACUUUGGUGGGAGAUGAACAGGGUUGUCACUGCUUUUUACAAGGACAUCUUUCAUUUCUUGGAAGAUUCGUGUUUGCUUAAUUCACACAGUGAGUUUGAUCUUUUUGCUCUACACUACAUCUAUUUACCCAGGAUCAAUGCAUCACUUGAGCAGUUUGUUGAGCAGUGGAACUUCCCUGGGAUACGCACUGCAGGAUAUGAGUCCCCAGUGGCUUUGUGGCAUGCAGGUAUUAUGCACAGUAUGGAUGAUGCAGUAAUUUACGAACCAGAUACUUAAAUCAAUACCAUAA